AUGGCACAUUCAGCUGUAUUAUCAUUUUGUGCUGAGUCUCCCCCCUCCAGACUGUCCUCGCUGCAGGAGAAGGUUAUAGCUCACUGGGAGCAGGCAGGAAGUUCUUCUGCAGUCGGGUCUUCCUCCUCGGUUUUAGCAGAGAUAUGGGCGCUGGCUGACAUGAGUAAGGACGGGAAGAUGGACAGGUUGGAGUUCUCCGUCUCUAUGAAGCUCAUUAAGCUCAAACUGCAGGGCACGCCCCUUCUCUCAACUUUACCAAUCAUCAUGAAGCAGCCGCCAGUGCCCGCCCCUAACCCCUCCUCUACAGACGCCAUGUCCGCCUCGCGCUACGGAAUGAGUUCCGUGCCAAACAUUUCUAUGAUGCCCGGAGGCAUCGCCAUGCUCACCCCCAUCCCCAUGACCCCUAACCUCUCACCCAUGACACCUAUGAGCGGCCUCACCCCCAUGAUCCCAACAGCUACAGGCAUGGCCCCCAUGGUUUCCAUGCCAACGAUGCCCAUGCCCUUGCUGCCGUCCCUUGGCAGCCCCGCUUUGCCCAACGGCACUAUGGGUAUUCUACAGCAACUCCCACCAGGACACAUGGGGACAGACCAGUCCAAAGUGUUGAGAGGCGCCUUUGCCCCACUCUCUUCCAAGGUUCCCAUGCCCUCCAACUCGUCCUCCACCACCUCCCUGGCAGGUAGUUCUCCGAAGAUCGCUCCCUCUGACUGGGCCGUGCCUCACGCCUCGCGCCUCAAAUACAGGCAGCAGUUUAACAGCCUGGACAAGCACAUGACAGGAUACCUCACAGGUCCGCAAGUGAGGAAUGCCAUGGCAACCACUCUCCUUACUCAUACACAGCUGGCCACCAUCUGCUCCAUCCCUCUCUCUUUCACAGUGUCGUUUGAGGACAAGUUCAAAGCCAACCUGGAGCGAGGGAACGCAGAGCUGGAGAAAAGAAGACAUGCUCUGCAGGAUGCACAGAGGAGAGAGGAUGAGAAACGGCAGCAGAAGGAGAGCGAGGAGAGAGAGCGGGAGGUCAGGGAGCAAGAGGAGAGGAGGAGGAAGGAGGAAGAGAGGAGGAUGGAGCUGGAGAGACAGAAAGAGGAGGAGAGGCUGAAGGAGAUGGAGAGAAGAGAGGCGGCGCAGCGUGAGCUGGAGCGCCAGAGGAAGGAGGAGCUGGAGAGAAGGAGGAGAGGAGAGCUGCAGCGCCAAAAGAGUCAGGAACAGGAAGACGUCAGCAAACUGAAGGCCAGGAAGAGGAGUCUGGAGACGGAGUUGGAGGCUGUGGGUAACAAACACAGACAGAUCUCUGAGGAGAACCAGAGGAAGCUGUCCCAGCUGACUCCAGAACAGCAGAGGCUCAGUGACAAACUGAGGGACAUGGCCCUCAACAACCUGCAGGUACUGACUGAGACUGGGGCUAUGUUAGGCUGGGUCUCCACCAUAUCCACUGUCAAGCGCAGCACCAGCGAGAAGGACGGAGCCUGUCGUAAACUGAAGCAACAGCUGGAUGCUCUGGAGAAAGAGACGGCUGCUAAACUGGCUGACAUGGAUCAUUACCAGAAGGACAUACAGCUGCAGAAGGAGCGUCAGUUGGCAGGACGAACUUGCACAGAGAGCGAGGAGGAGAGACAGAGGAGGCUGCAGGAAGAGAGAGAGGCCAAACUGAGAGAGGAGGAGGAGAAGGAGACACAAGCCCGCAUCUUAGCUGCUAAAGAAAAGGUAGAACGAGAAAGCAGAGCGGAGGAGAGGAGAAGACAGGAGGAAGAGGGCAGGAAGAGGAGGGAGGAGGAGAGGAGAAGACAGGAGGAAAAGGAGAGGAAGAGGUUAGAGGAGGAGAGGGAGGAAGAGAAGAGAAGGCAGGAAGAGGUGGAGAGCAAGAGGUGUGAGGAGGACAAGAAGAGAUUGGAGGAGGAGAGCAAGACGAAGGAUGAGGAGAGGAGGAGGCAGCAGGAGGAAGAAGAGAGGAAGCUGGAGGAAGAAGCGAAGAGGAGAGAGGAGGAGGCGGUGUUGCGGCAGCAGCGGCGUGCAGGGAAGACAGACAUCCACAACAAACUGUCAGCCCUUCUUGGAGGACUAGAGGAGAGGAAAGGUGGUCUGCAACCCCAGGCCACAGAGCACAAGAAGUCUGCGAUGCUCACUUCCUUCCGGGCGCUCUACCCUUUCACCGCUCGCAACCUGGAAGAACUCAGCUUUGAAGCCGAUGAGGUCAUCGAGGUGGAUGAGAGUACGGAGCGAGAGCAGGGUUGGCUGUACGGGAGUAGUCAGGGGAAGAUGGGCUGGUUCCCAGAGAGUUAUGUAGAGAGACAGUUAAAAUCAGAGAGACCUGCUACUGUUACUACGACUACCACUGCUGGUGCUGCUACUGCUGUUUAUGCUGCUAAACAGGCCCUCAGACCACAGCUCUCCACCCCCAUCAACACUGGGAAACCCGGGGGAGAUGCUUCCAUGUCAAGAGGACAGAACUCCGCCUUCACGCCUACACACGCCCCUCACCCCACCCCCUCGGAGCAGGUGGUUGGCAGCCUGCAGGCCCAGGCUCUGUGUUCGUGGACAGCUAAGACAGAGAGCCAUCUGAACUUCAGUAAGGAGGAUGUGAUCCGGGUGCUGGAGCAGCAGGACAGCUGGUGGCUGGGGGAGGUCAACGGGGUUCAGGGCUGGUUCCCCAAAACAUACGUCACACUUCUGGGAGAUAAUGACAACACCACUGCCCUGACAUAUUCUCCCCCAGAUGAAGUGGAGGCCUCAGAUGCUGCUCAACAGGAAGAGUACAUGGCGUUGUACACCUUAGUAGAGCCCCAGAGCUCUGGCGACCUGACUUUAGAGAGGGGGAUACUCGCAGCAGCUCAGGGAAGCCAGGAGCAGCCUGGGAAAAAGCCAGAGAUAGCCCAGGUGAGCACUGCCUACACGGCCACAGGAACAGAGCAGCUCAGCCUGAUACCCGGACAGCUCAUCCUCAUCCUCAGCAAGAAUUCCUCCGGCUGGUUGCUCGGAGAACUGCAGGCGCGAGGAAAGAGGCGUCAGAAGGGUUGGUUUCCUGCCUCACAUGUCAAAAUGCUGGGAUCUAACAGCAGCAAGUCCACACCAGCACCUCUACCAGUGUGUCAGGUCAUUGCCAUGUACGACUACAAAGCAGCCAACGAGGAAGAGAUGAGCUUCUCCAAAGGUCAGAUGAUCAGUGUGUUCGACAAGAACGACCCCGAUUGGUGGAAAGGAGAGGUCAAUGGGAUCACCGGUCUGGUCCCAACCAAUUACGUCAAGAUGACCACCGCCGACUCCGAUCCCAGCCAGCAAUGUGAGUACAUGACUAUUAUGAUGUUUUUCUGAAGACGUCAUUUCUCAAAGUGGAAUGUUCACAAGACAGGGUAGGCAGAUAGACA
Molecule: messenger RNA, 3362 nt
Organism: Salvelinus sp. IW2-2015
Lineage: Eukaryota; Metazoa; Chordata; Actinopteri; Salmoniformes; Salmonidae
Source: RefSeq, a predicted model, not a curated record